AAUGGGAUUGCAUUUCUUUCAAACAUGUUUGUGUUGGUUUUGAUAACUGCAUCACAAGUGGGUUGGAUUGAGGCUGAAUUUGAGAUUCUCAGUUUGCCUUUGGAAGUUGAAGCUUCUUGGACUUUCAAGUGACACAGUAAUGAAAUAUUGGGAAGAAUAAAUGAGACUCGUACCAAGCUUUCUUCUUGGACUCAACUACUCAAUAAACAGGGGAAAGAAGUGAAGAAUCUGAAAGUUCGGGUUCAUCUUUUUCAUCGUAAACAAAAGCUAUCAAAUACUAUACGAUUUACCAACUUAAUAGAAGCUACAUGUCGAAGCCCAAAAAUUUUGAGUAGGAGCCCAAAGAGCCCAAAUGAUGAGCAUCUUAACAGACUUUACAGAAAGCAAAAGAAAUUCCAGUGGAGUUGAAACUUGAAACUUAAAAGGGAAGAGCGGAGAGCAUCGUAGUAAUGGAAGAGAAUGAAGAAGGGAAAAUAGUAAAGCACGAAGAAGAAGAAGAAGAAGGAAGAGAGCAAGAGAUAUGGAGUUGGGGGGCAGGAACGGACGGGCAGCUGGGCACGGGCAGGCCGCAGGACGAGCUCCUCCCUCAGCUGCUUCACCUCACAUCUCUCUCCUCCGCCGGACCCAUCUCUUUCCUUGCCUGCGGCGGCGCUCAUGUUCUUGCCUUGACCUCCGUUGGGAAGGUACUGACAUGGGGAAGAGGCACGUCUGGUCAACUGGGUCAUUCUGAUACGGUCAAUAGUCCACAUCCCAAGCUUGUUAUGUCUUUGAACAACUACUUCAUUACUCAUGUUUCUGCUGGUUGGAACCACUCUGGUUUCGUUUCAGAUACAGGGGCUCUUUUCACAUGUGGAGACGGCACAUUUGGUCAGCUCGGGCAUGGCGAUUACAGGUUACAUUGCUAUCCUGUCGAAGUCUCCUUCUUUGCUAGUAAGCACGUGGAACAGAUAGCAUGUGGAAUGCGCCAUUCCCUUGUUUUGCUGAGAGGUGGUUCAGGAGAUGAAGUUUAUGGGUUUGGUUCUGGGAAGCGUGGUCAACUGGGUAUCGCCAAGGAUAAAAUCAAUUUAGUUAGUCUUCCUGAACGAAGUUGUGGAUUUGAAGGUGUAAAGAUCGCUAGCAUCAAUGCAAAUGGAGAUCAUAGUACAGCAUUAUCCGCUGAUGGGCAUUUGUACACUUGGGGAAGAGGGUUUGGUGGCACUUUAAGUGCUCAAACGCCACAGCGUUUACCUACAUCAUUCUGCUUUACCAAAAUUGCUCUUGGAUGGAAUCAUGCUUUAGUACUAACUGGUGGAGAGGUUUUUAUGUUUGGUGGAAAUCACCAUGGAGUCCUUAGUAAUCCUGAUAAAAUGACUCCAGUCAAGCACUUAGCCGAUUCAAGAGAAGUUGUCCUGGAGAAAGUCCCUGGGCUUGAAGGGAGUAGAACUCUGCACAUUGCAGCUGGAGCUGAGCACUCUGCUAUUGUAACAGAGAAUGGGGUACUUAAGACAUGGGGAUGGGGUGAACAUGGUCAGCUUGGCUUGGGAAAUAUAAGUGAUCAAACGAGUCCUCAAGAAGUGAGUCUCAGCCACAAAUUUCAGAAAGAAGCCGGCUUAAUUGAGAUUUACUGUGGCAGUGGUUUUACAAUUGCAAUAAGAACUUCGUGUCGCCCUUCUCAGGCUGGUUAACCCUACUUACGGAUGCUGACUGAAAUGGACACCGAUAUAAAUUGAUUUUUCCACAAGGAGUUGAACUUGUGGCUCCAAGAGAGCAAGUACAAUCAUAUUACCGGAGCUUUAUCUGGUUCAUGUUGUGUAAAUAUUUGUUUUACAGGUUGUGGUAUUUGGACAAUAACUUUCUUAUACAACAGAGAAUUUAAGCUUUGCCGCC
Molecule: messenger RNA, 1866 nt
Organism: Prunus avium (sweet cherry)
Lineage: Eukaryota; Viridiplantae; Streptophyta; Magnoliopsida; Rosales; Rosaceae
Source: RefSeq, a predicted model, not a curated record